AUGGCCGUUCGUCUUCUCUUGGCCGCCAUCUCUCCUGCCUUGGCCCUGGCUGACCCCUGCGCCGGCCUGUAUGGCGCCGAGGCACUCACCUGUGCGUGGGAGGCUGAUGCAAGCACCUGCAUCGAGAACGAGUGCCGUGGUUGCGGUGGCGAGCAAUGCCAACACUGCCGUCAGGACAGCGAGCGCAUUCAUCAGUGCUGUGACAAGCAUUGGCACUCAACCACGCCGCCAAAAAUGUGCGCCGAUGCUGAGGUUGAGGAGGAUAUCAAGACCUGCGUCGAAGAGCAAUGCCACUGCUUUGGUGGGGAACAAUGUGACCUUUGCCAUGAGGAUGCUGCCCGCAUCGCCCAGUGCUGUGCCAAGUACGAUGCCAGUGCGCAGCCAGAGAUAUGCAAGGUGGAGCAGCCUGACACUGACCCCUGUGCUGGCCUGUUUGGUGCCGAAGCGCUCACCUGCGUGUGGGAGGCUGAUGCAAGCACUUGCGUUGACAAGAAAUGCGCUGGGUGCUCUGGAGAGCAAUGCCAGCUUUGUCAGCAAGAAGCAGCAACAGUGCACCGGUGCUGCCAAGACCAUUGGCAUUCUACGACUCCCCCGAAGAUGUGUGCGGACGCUUUCGUGGACACAUGCAUGGACGAGCAGUGCGACGGAUGUGGGGGAGAGCAGUGCCAGCUUUGCCGCGAGGAUGACUCCCACAUCGAGGCGUGCUGCGGCAAGUACGAGGCAACAGGCGCAUCCGGCAUCUGCGCGGCCCGUGCAAAGCAAGCCAUUGUGCCGUGA
Messenger RNA from Symbiodinium necroappetens, 777 nucleotides. NCBI's taxonomy places the organism in Eukaryota, Dinophyceae, Suessiales, Symbiodiniaceae. The record is from the annotation of a GenBank genome assembly.